Rubroshorea leprosula is the source of this 2718-nucleotide messenger RNA. The record is from the annotation of a GenBank genome assembly. NCBI's taxonomy places the organism in Eukaryota, Viridiplantae, Streptophyta, Magnoliopsida, Malvales, Dipterocarpaceae.
AACUCCUCAGUACUCAUCUCCUCUUUCCAUCCCAAACACACAUUUCUCGCUUUAGUAAAGAAAUUACAAUCCACAAGUAUUUAAGAGAAAUGGCGGCCGUUGGUGAUCUUGAUCACCGAGAACCAAAGACGACGACGGCGGAAGAAAGCCGUCAGACGCCGGAAGCAGUUAAUUCUCCACAUCUCAAAUUAGGAAAGAAACAUUCAUCGAAGAAACUUCGCCAUUCCGAUUCUCUAGACAUCGAAGCCGGCAAGGUUUCCUGCCAUGACACCAAGGUUGUGAAUUGGUGUGUGAUACUGCAACUAGCGUUCCAGAGCAUCGGCGUGGUGUACGGAGACAUCGGAACUUCGCCACUGUACGUCUACAGCAGCACCUUCUCCAACGGCAUCAUCAAGCAUCCCGACGACAUCCUCGGCGUGCUCUCUUUGAUUCUGUAUACACUCACCUUGAUUCCUCUCGCUAAGUACGUCUUCAUCGUCUUGCGCGCCACCGAUAAUGGCCAAGGAGGAACAUUUGCACUGUACUCGCUGAUUUGCCGGUACGCAAAGGUGGGACUGACCCCCAGCCAGCAGGCGGAGGACUGUGAUGUCUCUAAUUUCAAGCUCGAAUUACCCAGCAAGCGCCUCAGGCUAGCUGCCAGCCUCAAGUCCAAGCUCGAGAGCAGCAAAUUCGCUAAAGUUUUCCUCCUCUUGGCUACCAUGCUCGGCACUUCCAUGGUCAUGGGCGACGGCAUCCUUACCCCUUCCAUGUCUGGUAAUUUUCUAACCAUAAUUAUAAUAAUAACAACAAUUCUGCAAUUGAUUCUAGAGAAAUUUUCUGCCUUUAGAUUGACCAUAGCAAAUGUGUUUUCUGCUUAUGAUUCGCAAAGUCCGAAUUUAGAAGUCGGCGCUAUUGAUGUUUUUUCUCGUAUUUUAUUCUCUCAUAUCUUUGACUCUUUUGUGCUGAUUUUCUUUGUUGUGAAAUCAAUGGCAGUGUUAUCAGCCGUGGCUGGUCUCAAGAAUGCUUCACCUAAAAUGACAGAAGGGAUGAUUGUUGCAAUUUCAGUUGCCAUCCUGGUCUGUCUCUUUGCUGUUCAAAGACUUGGUACUGACAAAGUAGGCUACAGUUUUGCUCCCAUAAUUUUUGUUUGGUUCACAAUGAUUGGUGGAAUUGGGGCUUACAAUUUUGUGAAGUUUGAUCCAAGAGUUAUCAAAGCCGUAAAUCCAAAGUACAUUGUAGAUUACUUCCUUAGGAACAAAAAGGAAGCAUGGAUUUCCCUCGGAGGCGUCGUUCUUGCAAUAACAGGAACUGAAGCAUUAUUUGCUGAUGUUGGCCAUUUCACAGUUCGGUCCAUACAAAUAAGCAUGUGCACAAUUACAUACCCAGCUUUGGUAUUGGCAUAUACUGGACAAGCCUCCUUUCUACGCAAGAAUGGGGAAUUCGUUUCUGAUGCUUUUUACAAAUCAGUGCCGCACCCCCUCUAUUGGCCAAUGUUUGUGGUAGCUGUGUUAGCCUCAAUCAUAGCAAGUCAGGCAAUGAUUUCAGGGACUUUCUCUAUAAUCCAACAAUCACUCUCACUGGGGUGUUUCCCUCGUGUGAAAGUCGUUCAUACAUCACCCAAUCAUGAUGGACAAGUGUACAUUCCUGAAGUAAAUUACCUUCUGAUGCUGGCUUCGAUAGGGGUCACAGUUGGUUUCAGGACCACUGAUAAGAUUGGCAAUGCAUACGGGAUUGCAGUGGUCUUUGUAAUGGCUCUCACAUCGUCCUUGCUGGUGCUCAUCAUGAUAAUGAUAUGGAAAUGCAACAUAUUUUUCAUAAUUGCCUAUGUGCUUGUCAUUGGAUCUGUGGAGCUAACGUAUUUAAGCUCAGUCCUAUACAAAUUUGCUCAAGGGGGAUACUUACCACUGGCUUUUGCAACAUUUUUGAUGACUGUAAUGUUCGUCUGGAACAAUGUUUAUCGGAGGAAGUACUACUAUGAGCUCGAUCACAAGGUUUCCCCUGAAAAGUUAAAGGAGAUCACUUCUGACAGAAACAUCUGUAGAAUUCCUGGCCUCGCCAUCUUUUACUCAGAACUUGUUCAUGGCAUCCCUCCCAUCUUCAAGCAUUACGUGGCCAAUGUACCAGCUCUGCACUCAGUCCUCGUUUUUGUCUCUAUCAAGUCACUUCCCAUCAGCAAGGUUCCAGUGGAAGAGAGGUUCCUUUUCCGAAGAGUACAUCCAAAAGACCUUAACGUGUUCCGCUGUGUUGUCAGGUAUGGAUAUACAGAUGUGCAGAAUGAGGAUGAGUCAUUUGAGAACAUGUUAGUUGAGAAACUGAAGGAAUUCAUAAGAGAUGAGCUCUGGGCAUCUCAAAUGGGCAGCAAUGCUAGGGUUGCAGAUGAAGACCAAGAACUAGGGGAAGGAAUAAUAGUUAAUGGAGAGAACGAAGACAAGAAUCAAGAGCAGCAAGAGGAGGAAGUGGAGAAAGAAAUUGAAGCCAUAGACAAGGCAAUGCGUGCUGGAAUUGUCCACUUGUUUGGAGAGAAUGAGGUGAUAGCAGGGAAAGGAGCUGGGUUUGGUAAGAGGAUAUUGAUAGACUAUAUGUACGAUUUCUUGAAGAAGAACUUGAGACAGACUGAUAAAAUGUUUCAUAUACCUCACAAACGCAAGCUCAAAGUUGGGAUGACAUAUGAGCUGUAGAACAAUGUAAUGUGGAAAGGGGAAAUAAGUCCUAUCACCCAUGCGAAGGCAGAAUUAUAAC